GUGAAAGUCAGCAGCUCCAUUUUGUGACGAGUGAAAACUAAAAGAUGUCAGGAGUAAAAACACAUACAUUACAACACUGAAUUUAACACACCGAUGUUGGAGUGAAGUAAUCUGGAGAAGGAGACAUGACUUCCAACAUGAGUGUGUCUGGAAAACAGGACUUAAAGAAAGACGAGAGAAUGAUGGAGGGAAAGAGAUCAGACUCACCAGAACCCAGCUGUGUGUCCAUGAAGAGUGACGCGUCAAUGGGACAUCCAAUUGAAUUCAGAGACAGAGACAGUUCUACUGAUGUGAGACGACAAAAGAAGAAAUCAAACAGCAGCAGAAAUCAGCUGGACUCCAUAUUCAAGGAGCUGGAACACAAAGUCAUCACUCUGAUAAAGAAAGAGCUGAAGAGGUUUAGGAAGCUCCUGAGUCCAGAUUACCCAGCAUGCACUGAGAGGGAGGUGGAGGAUGAGGAGGAUCUUCACAGUGUCAGAGAGGGAGCGCUGAAGAUCACACUGCACGUCCUGAAGAACAUGAACCACACAGAUCUCGCUAACACACUGCACAACAAACUCGACUCUGUGUGUCAGACAAAGUUGAAGUCAAAGCUGAGAGAGAAGUUUAAAAGAAUUAAUGAAGGAAUCUCACAGCAUGGAAGCUCAGCACUUCUGAAUGAGAUCUACACAGAGCUCUACAUCACAGAGGGAUGGAGUGGAGACGUCAAUAAUGAACAUGAGGUGAGACAGAUUGAGACAGCAUCCAGGAGACCAGCAACACAGGAGAAACCCAUCAAAUGUAAUGAUCUCUUUAAAGACAAGUCCAUCAGAACUGUGCUGAGUAAAGGAGUUGCUGGAAUUGGAAAAACAGUCUCUGUGCAGAAGUUCAUUCUGGACUGGGCUGAAGGAGAAGCAAAUCAGGACGUCACCUUCAUGUUUCCACUUCCCUUUAGAGAGCUGAAUCUGUUGAAGCAGAAAAAUCUCAGUCUGAUGAAUGUUCUUCAUCACUUUUUCCCUGAAAUGAGAAAACUAGAAUCAAUAGACUGUGACUCCUACAAAGUUUUGUUCAUCUUUGAUGGUCUGGACGAGUGUCGACUUCCUCUAAAUUUCCAGAAGAAUGAGAUAUUGUGUGAUGUGACAGAGUCAGCCUCAGUGGAUGUGUUGCUGACGAACCUCAUCAAGGGGAAUCUGCUUCCCUCUGCUCUCCUCUGGAUAACCACAAGACCAGGAGCAGCCAAUCAGAUCCCUCCUGAGUGUGUAGACCAGGUAACAGAGGUACGAGGCUUCAGUGAUCCUCAGAAACAUGAGUACUUCAGGAAGAGGAUCAGUGAUCAGAGCCUGGCCAAUAAAAUCAUCACUCACCUGAAGUCUUCAAGAAGCCUCUACAUCAUGUGCCACAUCCCAGUCUUCUGCUGGAUCUCAGCCACUGUUCUGGAGGGAAGGUUGGGUGAAGCAGAGGGUGGAGAGAUCCCCAAGACUCUGACUCAAAUGUUCACACACUUCCUGAUUUUUCAGAUCAAACACAAGGACCAAAAGUACCAUCAGAAAUGUGACCCUGGUCCUCAGCAGACCAGAGAGAGUAUCAUGGCACUGGGAAAACUGGCUUUCCACCAGCUGGAGAAAGGAAACCUGAUCUUCUAUGAGGAAGACCUGAGAGAGUGUGGCAUUGAUGUCAGAGAAGUGUCAGUGUACUCAGGAGUGUGUACCCAGAUCUUCAGAGAGGAGUUUGGGCUUCACCUGGGGAAGGUGUUCAGCUUCGUACAUCUGAGUGUUCAGGAGUUUCUGGCUGCUUUAUACAUGUUUCUCUCCUUCAUCAGAAGAAAUGUAACAGGUCAUCAAACCUCUGAUCUUUCUGAUCUUUUCAGGAAGUCAAACAUGUCUGAUCUCCUCAGGAGUUUAGUAGACAAGGCCUUACAGAGUGAGAAUGGGCACCUGGACCUGUUCCUGCGCUUCUUUCUGGGUCUCUCACUGGAGUCCAAUCAGACUCUCUUACGAGGUUUAAUGCCACAGACAGGAAGCAGAUCUCACAGGAAACAGGAAACAGUGGAGUAUAUCAAGGAGAAAAUCAGGGAGAAUCCAUCUCCAGAGAAAUCCAUCAAUCUGUUCCACUGUCUGAAUGAACUGAAUGAUCAUUCACUAGUGCAGGAAGUACAAACUUACCUGAACAGAGGAGGUGUCUGGUGUCUCAGCGGAAUCAGACUCUCUCCUGCUCAGUGGUCAGCUCUGGUGUUUGUGUUACUGAACUCAGAACAGGAGCUGGAUGUGUUUGAUUUGUGGAAAUAUGAUCGAUCAGAUGAAAGUCUUCUGAGGCUGCUGCCAGUGGUCAAAGCCUCCAGAAAAGCUGUUCUGCGUCGGUGUAAUCUGACAGAGGAAAGCUGUAGAGUUCUGUCCUCAGUUCUCAGCUCAAACUCCUCCAGUCUGAGAGAACUGAACCUGAGUCUCAAUAAACUGCAGGAUUCAGGAGUGAAGCUGCUCUCUGAUGGACUGAAGAAUCCACACUGUACACUGGAGAAACUGAGUCUGUGUGGGUGUAAUCUGACAGAGGAAAGCUGUAGAGUUCUGUCCUCAGUUCUCAGCUCAAACUCCUCCAGUCUGAGAAAACUGAACCUGAGUGUCAAUAAACUGCAGGAUUCAGGAGUGAAGCUGCUCUCUGAUGGACUGAAGAAUCCACAAUGUACAUUGGAGAUACUGAGGCUGUGGAAGUGUAAUCUGACAGAGGAAAGCUGUAGAGUUCUGUCCUCAGUUCUCAGCUCAAACUCCUCCAGUCUGAGAAAACUGAACCUGAGUCGCAAUAAACUGCAGGAUUCAGGAGUGAAGCUGCUCUCUGAUGGACUGAAGAAUCCACAUUGUACACUGGAGAUACUGUGGAUGGAGAACUGCAGUAUUACAGAUGAAGGUUGUGCUGCUCUGGCUUCAGCUCUGAGGUCAAACUCCUCAUCACACCUGAGAGAACUGGAUCUGAACGGUAAUAAUCCAGGAGAAUCAGGAGUGAAGCUGCUCUCUGAUCUACUGAAGGAUCCACACUGUAAACUGGAGACACUACACAUUAAUGAUGAUACACUCACCAGGUCUGGUGUAUGACAGGAGUCUCUCCUCAGACCUUUUUUCCAGGAUAAAGCAGUUAUGGAGGUGAAGCGUUAGAACAAGCGUUAGAAAUUGCUUCUUCAUAUCUGAUUUUUUUUCUAUAAAGUCUUCUACAUUUCUUGUACAUACCAUAAAGUCAAUCCUUGUCCUGCAAGUUUUUCACUAAAUCUCUUCUUUUCUUCCUCCGUUUCUCUUUCUCCACACGUCUAUCACAUUGUUUUCACUCAUUAGAUCCUUGAGUUCUUUACUCCAUAUACGAUUUAAAAACCAUCCCAUCUGCCAUAUUGAGUUUACUGAAAACAGUGUUAAAGUCUGCCAUCAUUAUUAUUUCUUUACACUUCUUUAAAAUACUAUUUUUUUGCACUCUUCCGAUUUUGUUCCUUCCUCUACUUAUUCUUAUGGUUGCAAAGGGGCGGGAAAUUUCCAGUAAAUUUAUGGAAACUUUUAAUGAAAACUUCAUCUGGGGAAUUUUGGAAAUCUAAUACAGAUUUAAAAAUAAGACAGGUGUGUGUGUGUGUGUGUGUGUGUGUGUGUGUGUGUGUGUGUGUGCUAUAGAAUAAGUUUGAAAAAAGCUUGUAAAAGAUUUAUACAAUUCAAUUCACAGAUAUAGAAAUAAUUAGUUAAACAAUUGGAAUAUUUUGGAAUAAAAACAUUUUACAAUUGAUGCAAUUAAAGUUAUUAGGGACAAAUUAUAAUUCUUUAUGCUUUUGAAAGUAUCUUAUGCUCAUUUAAGCCUGAUUUAUUUGAUCACGAUAAAGAAAAAAACAGUAAUAUUGUGAAAUAUUACAAUUUAAAAUGUAUCUUUUAUGAAGCAAAGUAUCCUAAAUAAAUAUAACAGGUUAAAAAAUAUGAGGAGCUCAUGCUGAAGACUGUUGAAAUAGCUGAUGAAAAUUCAGCUUUGAUCACAGAAAUACAUUCUAUUUUAAAGUAGAUUACAUCAGAAAGCCAUUGUAAUAAUAUUUCACAACGAUAGUUUACAAACUGUUUUGUUUUGUAUUUUUGAUCAAUUGCAGGCUUGAUGAUCAUAAGAGACUUCUUUCAGAACCAUUAAAAAUUGAUUUAUUUCACUCAAUGUGUACAAACUUUUGAGUAGUUCUGUACUUCUGUAAAAUAACAGAAAACGGACUAGAAGAGAUGACAGAAGAUAAAGAGUAGAACAGCUUAAGCUAGUCUCAUAAAUGUCAAUGAAAUAGUGCUAGCUUACAUUUAGCAUAUGUGGCUGGGCAUUUGGCACUUAGAGGGGCUGUGGUAGCCUAGUGGUUAAGGUUUUGGAUUACCAAUCGCAAGGUUGUGAGUUUGAAUCCCAUGUCCACCAGGUUGCCACAGCUGGACCCUAGAGCAAGAUCCUUUGUAGAACAAUGCUCAGUUGUAAAACAAAUGACGUAAAAAUCUAAGCCGCUCUGGAUAAUGUCUUCUGCAAAAUGUAUGCAGAUCUGAUUUUGUAGCUACUGUAUGAACACAUUUUAGUAUUUGCUAAAUAAACCUUAAUAAACCUUGCAUGUUUGCAGCCCCA
Messenger RNA from Tachysurus vachellii, 4578 nucleotides. RefSeq names its product NACHT, LRR and PYD domains-containing protein 12-like. The transcript has 11 exons. NCBI's taxonomy places the organism in Eukaryota, Metazoa, Chordata, Actinopteri, Siluriformes, Bagridae. The record is from RefSeq and is a predicted model, not a curated record. Gene Ontology annotation, molecular function: protein binding. The coding region runs from base 126 to 3062 and encodes 978 amino acids.